Messenger RNA from Lottia gigantea (owl limpet), 468 nucleotides. RefSeq lists its product as hypothetical. Lineage: Eukaryota; Metazoa; Mollusca; Gastropoda; Lottiidae. The annotation marks the transcript as partial. Gene Ontology annotation, molecular function: peptidase activity. The transcript has 5 exons. Gene Ontology annotation, biological process: protein modification by small protein removal. The record is from RefSeq and is a predicted model, not a curated record.
UUCCCAGUAAAACUCUAUGUUUAUGAUCUAACCAAGGGGUUAGCAAAGUCAAUGUCAAUGGCAUUUUUAGGAAAACAGAUCGAUGGUGUGUGGCACACUGGAACUGUUGUUUAUGGAGAGGAGUACUAUUUUGGAGGAACAGGAGGAAUUGAAAGUUGCCCUCCAUGUGGAACAAUAUUGGGUGAACCAGAUACCAUAAUUGAUAUGGGUACAACACAAAUACCUAAAGAAAUGUUUCUAGAAUAUUUAUCACAACUGGCAACCUCCAACUUUAAACCUCAAGACUAUAACUUAUUAGAACAUAAUUGUAAUAAUUUUAGUGACGAGGUGUGCCAGUUUCUAACUGGGAAAAGUAUUCCAUCUCAUAUAACUGGUCUUCCUCGUGAAGUUUUAAAUACGCCUAUGGGUGCCAUGAUCAAACCUUUGAUAGAUUCAAUGAAUAUACAACCAAGUGGUGGUCAUUCAGUA